Messenger RNA from Pteronotus mesoamericanus, 993 nucleotides. It is a transcript of the gene NEUROD4, whose product is annotated as neuronal differentiation 4. Gene Ontology annotation, molecular function: DNA-binding transcription factor activity, RNA polymerase II-specific; protein dimerization activity; E-box binding. The record is from RefSeq and is a predicted model, not a curated record. The transcript has a single exon. Gene Ontology annotation, cellular component: nucleus. Lineage: Eukaryota; Metazoa; Chordata; Mammalia; Chiroptera; Mormoopidae. Gene Ontology annotation, biological process: nervous system development; positive regulation of transcription by RNA polymerase II; axon development. The coding region runs from base 1 to 993 and encodes 330 amino acids.
AUGGCAAAAACUUAUGUGAAACCCAAGGAGAUGUCAGAGUUGGUCAACACACCGUCCUGGAUAGACAAAAGUCUGGGUUCUCAGAAUGAGAUGGAGGAGGAGAGAAAACCAGGUGCUUAUGGGAUGCUUGGCAGCUUAGCUGAAGAACAUGACAGUAUUGAGGAAGAGGAAGAGGAGGACGAGGAUGGGGAGAAACCUAAGAGAAGAGGUCCCAAGAAAAAGAAGAUGACAAAAGCUCGCCUGGAGAGGUUCAGGGCUCGAAGAGUCAAGGCCAAUGCUAGAGAACGGACCCGGAUGCAUGGCCUGAAUGAUGCCCUGGACAACCUGAGGAGAGUCAUGCCAUGUUACUCUAAAACCCAAAAGCUCUCCAAGAUAGAGACUCUUAGACUGGCCAGGAACUAUAUUUGGGCUUUGUCUGAGGUCUUGGAAACCGGCCAGACACCUGAAGGAAAGGGCUUUGUGGAGAUGCUCUGUAAAGGGCUCUCUCAGCCCACAAGCAAUCUGGUGGCUGGAUGCCUCCAACUGGGCCCGCAGUCUGUCCUCCUGGAGAAACAUGAGGAGAAGUCUGCCAUUUGUGACUCUGCCAUCUCUGUCCACAACUUCAACUAUCAGUCUCCUGGGCUCCCCAGCCCUCCUUAUGGCCAUAUGGAAACGCAUCUUAUUAAUCUCAAACCCCCAAUGUUCAAGAGUUUGGGAGAAUCAUCCUUUGGGAGUCAUCCACCUGACUGCACUACACCACCUUAUGAGGGCCCACUUACUCCACCCCUGAGCAUCAGUGGGAACUUCUCCUUGAAGCAAGAUGGCUCUCCUGACCUGGAUAAAUCCUACAGCUUCAUGCCACAUUACACCUCUGCAAGUCUAAGCUCAGGGCAUGUGCAUUCAACUCCCUUUCAGGCUGGUACCCCUCACUAUGAUGUUCCUAUAGAUAUGUCCUAUGAUUCCUACCCCCACCAUGGCAUUGGGACUCAACUCAAUACAAUCUUCACUGAUUAA